Messenger RNA from Oryzias melastigma (Indian medaka), 1681 nucleotides. It is a transcript of the gene slc25a29l, whose product is annotated as mitochondrial basic amino acids transporter. The transcript is spliced from 5 exons. Gene Ontology annotation, biological process: mitochondrial L-ornithine transmembrane transport. Lineage: Eukaryota; Metazoa; Chordata; Actinopteri; Beloniformes; Adrianichthyidae. Gene Ontology annotation, cellular component: mitochondrion. Gene Ontology annotation, molecular function: high-affinity L-arginine transmembrane transporter activity. Bases 685 to 1638 code for a protein of 317 amino acids. The record is from RefSeq and is a predicted model, not a curated record.
UCGGAGUGGGUCUUUAAGGGUUACUUUUGUACCAAUAUUCUUCCGCGCGUGCAUUUUUAAGGCAAAGGAACUAUUUUUUUUUUAUGUUUUGACAGUCAGCUUCCACUUUGCCUAGAGUGCUCAGGUCACGCAGUUUGUGUAUCCCUGUUGCAAACUCACACAAGCUGCAUGUUGAUAACACUGUUGAUUUUGACGGUAUAAGGAUCAGCCGUGACAAUUAUAACCCUCUCUUAAGCCGCAGCCAAUGGGUGUGAGGGGCGGACAGAACCCGCUAGGGGAGUUGUCCGCGUCCAAGUAAUCCGAUUGGGCUGCUUUAAAAAGGGCAAACACGAGUCUGCUUUUACGCCGUCAACCUCCGCCUUCUGCCGCAGAACAGAAAUAGAUCGCUUUGGCAGGAAGACAAACUCUAGUAGACCGACCGUGGGCGCAAAUUAAGUCCCUUGAUUGGAGCUGCGGAGUUGUUUGAUUUUUAUUUUUAAGCGGUGUGUGUCUUCCUGUGUGUCAGCCGCGUUUGGUAGAAAAAGUAAGCUAACCUGCCCGGCUGAACACCAAGCCGGCAGCUGUUGAGAACACAGUUUGACCACAAAAGAUUGUUUAAUACUACCGCUUAUCUGCCAUCGAGUUCGUCAACACCUUCCAACACGUGCAUUAGUUUGAGGGAAUGGCGCUGGACUUCGCCGCUGGAUGUGUUGGAGGUGCUGCUGGUGUUUUAGUUGGGCAUCCAUUCGACACUGUAAAGAUGAGAGAGAGAAAUAUACAACCUCUCCACGGAAAUGUGACCUAGUGCGCCUUCAGGUUCAAAAUGUGGACAAACCUUUGUACCGCGGGACAUUUCACUGCUUCCAAUCGAUCGUACGGCAGGAGUCGAUGCUUGGUCUGUAUAAAGGCAUCGGCUCUCCGAUGAUGGGACUGACCUUCAUUAAUGCCAUAGUUUUUGGGGUUCAAGGCAACGCCAUGCGGCGGCUUGGCAGCGACACGCCUCUCAACCAGUUCCUGGCUGGCGCUUCUGCCGGCGCCAUUCAGUGCGUCAUCUGCUGCCCCAUGGAGCUGGCCAAGACGCGCAUGCAGAUGCAAGGGACCGGAGAGAAGAAGUCCAAGAGGAAGGUGUACAAGAACUCGCUGGACUGUUUGGUCCGAAUCUACAGGAAGGAGGGCUUCCGCGGGAUCAACCGCGGCAUGGUGACGACGUUGGUGCGCGAGACGCCCGGCUUCGGCGUGUACUUCCUGGCCUACGACGUGCUGACGCGCUCGCUGGGCUGCGAGCCAGAAGACCCUUACAUGAUCCCCAAGCUGCUGUUCGCCGGCGGGAUGUCCGGCAUCGCCUCCUGGCUCUCCACUUACCCGGUGGAUGUGAUCAAGUCACGCCUGCAGGCGGACGGCGUAGGCGGCGUGAACAAGUAUAACAGCAUUAUGGACUGUGUCAGACAAAGUCUGCAAAAGGAGGGGUGGAGAGUCUUCACCCGCGGACUCACGUCCACUCUGCUCCGCGCGUUUCCCGUGAACGCCACGACCUUUGCCACCGUGACUUUGUUUUUGAUGUACAUGAGGGAUGGCGAGGAAUGCAGGAUUCAGGACUCUGAGCCCCAGUCUGUGCAGCUGCAGCCUCUCCAGCAACAGACGCAGCCAACCAGCAUGUAAGGCGUUGUGCAAGUCACUGUCAGAGCUUCCGUUUUUAAAGAAA